UUCACAUCUCAGUGAAUAGUUCCUUUUUGUUCGUAGUUCAUGAACGAACCAACACUACUGAAGAAGACCUUUGUACCAGCCCCUCAAAAUCAAGAAAGAAAAUGGCCCGUGUUUUGGUUGGAGUUAAGCGUGUGAUCGACUAUGCUGUCAAGGUCCGCGUCAAGCCCGACAAGACUGGCGUUGUCACCCAGGGUGUAAAGCACUCGAUGAAUCCCUUUGAUGAGAUUGCCGUCGAGGAGGCCGUGAAGAUGAAGGAGAAGAAGCUGGCCACUGAGGUCAUUGCCGUGUCCGUGGGUCCAGCUCAGUCGGCGGAGGUUAUACGCACCGCCAUGGCCAUGGGCGCUGAUCGGGGAGUUCAUGUGGAUGUGCCUCAGGCCGAGUACGAGCUGCUGCAGCCCAUCCAUAUUUCGAAGAUUCUUGCCAAGCUGGCGCUGGAUGAGAAGGCGGAUCUGGUGAUUCUUGGCAAGCAGGCCAUCGACGAUGACGCCAAUCAGACAGCCCAGAUGACCGCCGCCGUGUUGGACUGGCCUCAGGGCACCUUCUGCAACAAGAUCGAGAAGACGGACGCUGGCCUGACCAUCACACGUGAAAUCGAUGGCGGCCUGGAGACAAUCAAAACCAAGAUACCGGCCGUACUGAGCGCUGACUUGCGCCUGAACACGCCACGCUAUGCCACGUUACCCAACAUCAUGAAGGCCAAGAAGAAGCCACUGAAAAAGGUCACGGCCAAAGAUUUGGGUGUUGAUACCACGCCACGCAUUGAGAUUAUCUCCGUAGAGGAUCCCCCAGUGCGCCAGGCAGGAGCCACCGUGGCCGAUGUCGACGCCUUGGUGGCCAAACUGAAGGAGGGGGGCCACAUCUAAACGAAAUUGUGAGCAAAAUUUUAACCGUUUUUAGUUGAAAAAAAAAAAAAAUCAGAAAUGUGCAUUUAUCUAACCUCUGAGGUAGAUCGGCAGACAGGCUUUAAAAAUGCUAUCCUCCCCCUCCCUCCCCCCAAGCGUCCUGAUCGUAGUGCGUUAAGUAAUAUCAAAUUUUAAAUUUAUUUCCAUUGUGUCCCAGCUCUAAGAAUAAAGUGAUUGUAAGCUCUGAAUGUAAAGCGAUUGACAGACAGAGAGGGCAGGGUCAAGUCAACUCA
Molecule: messenger RNA, 1135 nt
Organism: Drosophila obscura
Lineage: Eukaryota; Metazoa; Arthropoda; Insecta; Diptera; Drosophilidae
Gene: Etfb
Product: electron transfer flavoprotein subunit beta
Exons: 3
Coding region: 102-863 (253 amino acids)
Cellular component (GO): cytosol
Molecular function (GO): electron transfer activity
Source: RefSeq, a predicted model, not a curated record